CUUUUCCGUUUCCUCUUUAACGAAGCGCAGUCAAGAUGAAAGCUAAAGGAGUGCUGAAGGAAUACCAGGUGAUCGGGCGCAAGCUGCCCUCGGAGAAGGAGAAGAACCCUCCGUUGUUCAAGAUGCACAUCUUUGCCCCGGACCACAUCGUGGCCAAAUCGCGCUUCUGGUACUUCCUGCGUCAGCUGCGUAAGUUCAAGAAGGCUACCGGCGAGAUCGUGUCGGUGAAGCGCAUCAUGGAGAAGACCCCGCUGAAGGUGAAGAACUUCGGCAUCUGGUUGCGUUACGAUUCGCGUUCCGGUACGCACAACAUGUACCGCGAGUACCGUGAUCUGACCGUUGGCGGUGCUGUCACGCAAUGCUACAGCGAUAUGGCUUCGCGCCAUCGUGCCCGUGCCCAUUCGAUUCAGAUCAUCAAGGUGGAAUCUAUCGCCGCGUCCAAGACACGCCGUGCGCACAUCAAGCAGUUCCACAACGCGAAGAUCCGAUUCCCGCUGGUGCAGCGAUACCACCACAAGCGCUACCGGAAGCUGUUCUCUUACCGCCGUCCGGCCACCUACUUCCAGUAAGGAGCAAACGGGAUUCCAUCAUCCCGCCACCACCGUCGCCGUUCUCUCUCUCGGCAUCCUUUCCAUCAGCGGUGGAGCAACAACGGCUUCACCUCCGGGGGGAGAUCCCUCUCCGUAUACUCUUUCACUCCGGUUCUCCUUGGUGUGGCCACUGCGAGUGGGUGCGUGUGCUGUGCGUGUGUGUGUGUAUUCGGCGCGUGGUGGUGUGGUGUUGUAUUCCGGACAGUGUAUAACAACAGAAGGGAAUGUCCCUUUUUAAUUUACACACACUGAUUCGGUUGCGCGUACAGUGCAACCUCCGGAAACAAAUCCAUAUUAGGGGAGGGAGAGAGAGAUAAGUGAAUAAAAAAAUGGUGAAAAAUCCUGCAACAACAAAAAAAAGUAUUGCCA
Molecule: messenger RNA, 959 nt
Organism: Anopheles nili
Lineage: Eukaryota; Metazoa; Arthropoda; Insecta; Diptera; Culicidae
Gene: RpL18A
Product: 60S ribosomal protein L18a
Exons: 3
Coding region: 36-569 (177 amino acids)
Biological process (GO): translation
Cellular component (GO): cytosolic large ribosomal subunit; ribosome
Molecular function (GO): structural constituent of ribosome
Source: RefSeq, a predicted model, not a curated record